UCUAAUUCAGGACAUGAUCUACAGCUACCUGGUGUCGCUCCCAACCGCAUCACUAUCCCACUGGUGGGGGAUGUAGAACUUGCCCAGCUACGUUUCCCUAUGCCAAAAGGAGUCCUGAGGAUUCACUUCCUGGAGGCUCAGGACCUGGAAGGGAAGGAUAAAUUCCUGGGUGGCCUGAUCAAGGGGAAGUCUGACCCUUACGGCGUCCUCCAUAUUGGAAACCAGCUCUUCCGGAGCAAGACCAUCAAAGAGAGCCUGCACCCCAAAUGGAACGAAGUUUACGAGGCACUGGUAUAUGAGCACUCAGGCCAACACCUGGAGAUUGAGUUGUUUGAUGAGGACCCAGACAAAGAUGAUUUCCUGGGGAGCCUGAUGAUCGAUAUGAAAGAGCUUCACAAAGAGCAGAAGAUGCUGUGA
Oncorhynchus gorbuscha (pink salmon) is the source of this 417-nucleotide messenger RNA. Its product is annotated as extended synaptotagmin-2-like. The transcript has 5 exons. NCBI's taxonomy places the organism in Eukaryota, Metazoa, Chordata, Actinopteri, Salmoniformes, Salmonidae. The annotation marks the transcript as partial. Gene Ontology annotation, biological process: lipid transport. The record is from RefSeq and is a predicted model, not a curated record.